Molecule: messenger RNA, 351 nt
Organism: Rasamsonia emersonii CBS 393.64
Lineage: Eukaryota; Fungi; Ascomycota; Eurotiomycetes; Eurotiales; Trichocomaceae
Exons: 1
Source: RefSeq, a predicted model, not a curated record
AAGGAUCCACCAUCUGCCAAGCGAUCUCGUUCUUGCAUCGCAGAUAGCUCGAUUUGGAGUCCUGGACACGAUCAUGAUUGUUGCGAGUUAGGGUUUCAUCCUGAACAUUGCAUGCCUGAGGCUCCAUAUCGAGACGGAAGAAACGAUCGGAGCACGUUCCUCCAGCGUGUGGUGCACGCAGCCUCUCUGUGCGGGGUAUACAGUAUCGUUCGUUCUCAGCUCACCGGAGAACCUUUCCGGGUUGUCACAGAUUACCGUCUGGUUCCGUUCCAUACCGCCGCUGGCCACUGUUGGCAGCGCGAAACCGCCUGUAACCGUAUGUCAGAUACCAAACACCCAGACCUCGAAUAA